This is a messenger RNA of Eucalyptus grandis, 2113 nucleotides long. Its product is annotated as la-related protein 1B. The record is from RefSeq and is a predicted model, not a curated record. Lineage: Eukaryota; Viridiplantae; Streptophyta; Magnoliopsida; Myrtales; Myrtaceae. The transcript has 6 exons. The coding region runs from base 209 to 1252 and encodes 347 amino acids. Gene Ontology annotation, molecular function: RNA binding.
AGAGGGUCGCGAUCCUCGUCCUACAAACGUUGUCGCGGUUCAUAUAAAACCCGACGCGGCCCCGCUGUACUCUCCUCUCCCUCGUCGUCGCCUUCUCUCCGUCGUCGUCGUCGUCGUCGUCGUCGUCGCCCUUCUCCCUCCCUCCCUCCCUCCCUCCCUCCCUCCCUCUCUCUUCCCGCAAGAGUGAUCGCUCCUGCUCCAGCCGCCGAUGGCCGCGAUCGCGCCACCGUCCCCCUCGCCGUCUCCCGCGGCGGAGCCGGAGAGAUCGGGCGGCAAUGCCGGGGGCGCCCCGGCGCGGAGCGAGCCGGCCGGCGGGGAGGCCGCGGGCGGCCUGCUCGGGCCGGGCGCGCGGCCCGCCCUCCCGGAGCCCGCUAGGGCUUCCGCUUCUUCCCCGCCGAAGUCGUCGCCGGAGCCCCACGCCGAGGAGUUAGCUGGUGCGUUGUCGGGACUGUCCGUAUCGAAGGGGACUGAAACCAAUAAAGUCGAGACUCCAAACCACAUAAUGCCCACACGCCAAAGAUCGAUGAGGCGCAAUGGCCCGUCGACCAGUGGCAUCGCAACAGGCCCUUUUGACUUUCAGCAAACUGGCCCAGCUUCUAGGAAUGGGCAUCAGCAGCCGCGGAGCUCCUCUUUCAGAAACCGUAGCGGCGGGCAACAUAUGCGUGCUGCUGGUUUUCACCAGCAAAUGUUUAGGCAUGACCAACCGCGAGGGAGUCGAGAGUGGCAUCCUCGUCAAGUUGGAGGAUUUGAUCCCAGGUUCAUGAGGCCGGUGCUGCAACUCCCACUCCCUUUCCCUUUUCCUCCUCCUUAUCAACCAUUAAUCCAACCACAGGCAUUUCCAUUUGGUAACCCCUUAGCUUAUCCUGAGAUGGCACCUCAUUUUUUCCCGACCCCACAUCCUGAUAUACAAGCCAGCGGUCCCUUUUCAGCGCCGCCUCCUCCUGUCUAUUCUCCAUUGCAUUUUGAGAUAUUGAAGCAGAUAGAGUAUUAUUUCAGUAAGGAGAAUUUAAUAAAAGAUCUCCACUUUCGGAAGGAAUGGGAUGAACAGGGCUGGGUCCACAUUUCAAUAAUAGCAGCGUUUAAGAAGGUUUCAAGUAUGACGAGAGAUAUUAAUCUUAUUUUAGAUGCCAUUCGAAGUUCAACCAUGUUGGAAAUACAGGGCGAAAUGGUUAGGAAGCGAGAUGACUGGAAGCCAUGGAUUGUUCCUAAGGACUUCAAAGUCUCCAGUGAUACAAGCUCUCCAGUCCAGUAGAUAUACUGGACAUUCACAAAAUCAUCUCUUGAUGAUUUGGGCUACUGACCAUCGCUGUGCUUGUAACAUGCCAUAUUGUUUCUUGAUACUUUUUUGGAUAAAUCCUCAUUGUGUAAAGACUAGCCAGAUGGAAGCCAGUUGGGUCGUCCUUGUUAGAUCCAAAUCACUGUAUUUCGGCUGAAAAAGGGAGUGCGCUGUGAUGUGAGAGACCUGAGACUGGAAGCUUUUUAUUGGUUGGUCUGGCUUGGUAUGGGUUCGGGGGAAUCUGUUGUGACUGGUAAUCAACCUUUUGGAGACAACCUUGCCCGAAGGGUAUGGAACAUUCAUUCUUGAUAAGCACACAAACAAAGGAAAAUUAGAAAAGGAAUAACAAGGCUAUGUGGAUCGAUAGCCAAUGGAAGGAAUAGCUGGUCAAGCUGAUAACAUGAGGACAUGCAUCGGGAUAAUGACUGUGGAAGUUAAUGUGUCAUAUUGGGAUUGAGUUUCACAUUACUCGAUCUUUGGGUGAUCUUCGUCCGGUUUGGAGUUGAAGAUACAAUGUCAAAAGAUGCAAGAUGGCGAACCCUGGUUGAUACAUCCUUUUUCAUGGGAAAAGGAGGGAGGAACACUUCUAGUUGAUGCUACAACUGGCAACAAAACUUCAAUGUUUUGGAUCGUGCGGUGCCCUGGGAACUCGAAUAACUUUUCAUCAUUCCAAUUUUAGCUUAUGAUGUACUCAUCUUUGCUCCUGUGUGAUACUUGCCUGCUGAAAAGUUAGUCUUUUAAUUGUCAUGGGAAGUCAUGCCUUCCUUUAAUGAAAUGUUACAUGUAAUUGAACUUGAUUUUGUCAUUUUCAUGUUUAUAUACAUCAUUUAUUCUGGA